Messenger RNA from Besnoitia besnoiti, 897 nucleotides. RefSeq lists its product as uncharacterized. The record is from RefSeq and is a predicted model, not a curated record. The transcript has a single exon. NCBI's taxonomy places the organism in Eukaryota, Apicomplexa, Conoidasida, Eucoccidiorida, Sarcocystidae. The coding region runs from base 1 to 897 and encodes 298 amino acids.
AUGGUGACGACCAGCCCUGGCUUGGUGGCAGAAGCGGCUGUGCGCCGGGCGGCGAUAGAAGAGGGGUUUGCGAAAGACAGUCCCUGGGCCAGAGUUCUCCUGCAGAGGUGGUCAGAUCCAUCGUACCUUGUCAUGGUUGCGCGGACGAUUGACACCAUGGAAGACGCAGAAUUCUGGUUGGCACUGUUGGGGAAGCAGGUCCAGCUCCAAAGUACCCGGGCGCAGCUGAAGGCUCAGCGAUUGGAUCGGCACAAGCUCGAACAGCGAAGGAAAAAGCACACAAUGGCAGCGUAUUAUGCCGCCUUGGGUGAGAAACCUCGGGGUGAUUCUGAUCUUCGCUUUGGGGAUCUUAGCCUCUAUGCGUUGGACUGGAUUGGGCCGCGCACAUGCGCCGAGCUUGACUGGGCAGAUGGUAAUGAUGUCUGCGCCUUGUCCCUCGAAACCGAUAUCCUCGUUCUCUACUCUAAACUCAUGAUAAAAAGCGUGGAGGUUCAAGAGCUGCAGAAUCGGCUUUUUUCGUCUGGGGGCCCCGACGUCUUUCCUGCCGGCGACAGGGGCGAGUCACAAGCUUCAGUCAGAGCGGAUACAAUCAAUGCAAAUGUCGUUGCAUCCCUACGCCCGAACGAAACGUACGAUUGGGACACCAUCACUCGAGAGAUCUAUCUUCCCGCUUUGUCGGAACUCCAAGCUCCGGGGGCAACAGCGGAGCUGUUUAGUGUCGAACUGAGUCAGGUUAUGGCGGCACUAGACCACGAGGAGCAUGCUCGCAGCAGGUUUUCCUCAUCUAGCAGUGGUAGGGACGGCAGCAUUUCGGGAGCACGGGGGGGGCCUGCGCCAGGAGGCGGGUCGUGGACGGCAUCCACAACCGCGGGGGGGCAAGGGACUGGUGCCGCGUAA